Molecule: messenger RNA, 3278 nt
Organism: Seriola aureovittata
Lineage: Eukaryota; Metazoa; Chordata; Actinopteri; Carangiformes; Carangidae
Gene: ppp1r10
Product: protein phosphatase 1, regulatory subunit 10
Exons: 18
Coding region: 461-2920 (819 amino acids)
Cellular component (GO): nucleus
Molecular function (GO): metal ion binding
Source: RefSeq, a predicted model, not a curated record
AGGUAAGUGAAGUCAGAAAGAUCAACGAGCGUUAUUUCAACUUUUUGAACGUGUUUAAUGCGGAAUUCCUACUAAAUGUAUUCAGAAAACAACAAGAGACUGUGGCAUAGACGAAGGACGACGGAAUUUGCCAGUCGAAAUUAAAUUUGUGUUUUUUGUGUGUUUUGCAGGUAUGAAAUCGCUUUGCCGAAGACUGAACCGUCGAGGACUUUGAACAACUCUACUCAAAAUCAUAUUUUUUUCUUCAAGUAAUGGACAUUUGAUUUCUAUUUUUGCCUCCAGUUUGUUCCUGAAGGAAAGGCUAGCUUUUAGCUACCACAGCCCCACCCAUAAGAAGUCUUUCAGUUGAUAUUAAAACCAUGAAGGUUGACGACAUAAACUUUAUGAAAUAAGAGAUAUAAGUGCAUGAAAGGCACACAAUAAUAUACCCGAGACGCUGAGGAUCUAUAGUGUCAAUAACAUGGCGGUGGACCCCAGGGAGAUCUUGAAGGGUGUGGAGGCUCUGCUGGGGAAGGAUGGAGAGCUGCGCAGCCUGGAGGGAGUCCCAAAGGUGUUCAGCCUGAUGAAAGCUUCCACCAAGAUGGUCAGUAGAUGUAUGUACCUGAACAUCCUGCUGCAGACGAAAUCCCACGACGUUCUGAACAGGUUCAUCAGAGUCGGUGGCUACAGGCUGCUCAACUCCUGGCUCACCUACUCCAAGACGACCAACAACACGCCUCUGCUGCAGCUCAUCCUGCUCACGCUGCAGAAGCUGCCUCUCAAAGUGGACCACCUCAAACAGAACAACACGGCCAAGCUGGUGAAGCAGCUGAGCAAGAGCGCAGACACCGAAGAACUGAGGAAGUUGGCGUCUGUGCUGGUCGACGGCUGGAUGGCCACCAUCCGCUCCCAGAGUGUGUCGGCCAGUGGAAACUCUCCUGCAGAUAAGAAGAAGAAGAAGGAGGAGAACAAGCUGCCGCUGCGGGAUGUGAAGGAGAAGAUCGUAGAGGAGGAGAAGAAGAAGGAGAAACCAAAAGCUCACGCUCCGAGUCACGCCAAGAUCCGCUCCAUAGGACUGGAGAUGGACGCUCCCAACCCGGCGCCCGCCAAGAAGGCGCCCACCGCCCCACAGCUGGGAGACAAGUACAACAUCAAGCCUCCGGUCCUCAAGAGACCCAGCUCGGGUCCGUCAGACGCUCCACCUCUGGAGAAAAAAUACAAACCCCUGAACACCCCCUCCAACUCUGCCAAAGAGAUCAAAGUCAAGAUCAUUCCCGCCCAACCGAUGGAGUGCACCGGGUUCCUAGAUGCUCUGAACUCCGCUCCGGUCCCCGGCAUCAAGAUCAAGAAGAAGAAGCCCAGCGGCAGUUCUCCAGCAAACGCCAAGGCUGUGUCCCCCACGUCCAAUAAGGCCAGUCCGUUUGACGGCAAACCCUCUGCGUAUUCUUCGUCCUCUGCGAAACCAUCAUCUCCAGAAACCGCCGCCUCCACCACGCCCACCGAUGAAAACCAGGAGCCGGAGCAGCCCGGGACCCCCGUGCCCUCCGAGGACCCCGAGGCCCCCGACAGCGGUGAGAAACCGAACGCUCUGGCAGAACCACGAGGAGAAGAAGAAAGCCUGACCAAGAAAGGCAAGAAGAAGAAGACGGUUCACUGGGCUGAGGAGGAGCAGCUCAAACACUACUUCUACUUUGAUCUGGACGAGACGGAGCGAGUCAACGUCAACAAGAUCAAGGACUUUGGUGAAGCCGCCAAACGGGAGCUGAUGAUGGACAGGCAGACCUUUGAGAUGGCCCGACGGCUCUCCCACGACACCAUGGAAGAGAGGGUUCCCUGGACCCCCCCGAGGCCCCUGACUCUGGCCGGCAGCCUGGUCGUCCCCGGGGCCAACAGCACAGAGAAGCUGACCCAGAGGGACCGAGAGAUGGGAAUCCUGCAGGAGAUCUUCCUCAGCAAAGAGAGUGUUCCUGACAGUCCACAUGAACCAGACCCAGAGCCGUAUGAACCCAUGCCGCCUCGUCUCAUCCCUCUGGACGAGGACUCCUCCAUGAUGGACGAUGGUUACGUGGAGCCGAUGGACACCUCCUCCCAGCCGGGCGCUGCCAUGGCGCAGACGGAGAGCUCCAAGCUGCCGCCGGUCCUCGCCAACCUCAUGGUCAACUUGAGCAACACCUCGCGCAGCCCGCAAGCCACCAACACCGUCAACAACCCGGUGCCCCCCUCCGUCAACGUGCAGGAGCUGCUCUCCUCCAUCAUGGGCGCGUCCGGGAACCAGUCCACCGAGGACCUGAUCAAGCAGCCCGACUUCUCUGACAAGAUCAAACAGCUGCUGGGCUCCCUGCAGCAGACCCAGAACCAGAACCAGGGUGGACCCCCACCAGUCAACCAGGGUUUACUGGGCCACGGUCCGGGCAUGAACAACAUGAACAACAUGAACAACAUGAACAUGCACAUGCAGAUGCCCAUGAACGGCGGCUACCCCCCCAACAACCCGCCGGGCGGUCCCCGCUUCAACCACCCCCCGCCCCCUCACAACCACGGGCCCCCGUUCAACGCCGGCGGAGGGCCACGCAUGAUGGGGCCGCCGCCGGGCCAGGGCCGGGGAGACAACGGCAGCUACUGGGGAGACGACUCCAUGAGAGGAGGGCCCCACAGGGGGGGCCACUUCCACCGAGGAGGCCGGGGCCGAGGAGGAGGAGGAGAGCCGGGCUUCAGGGGCCGAGGACGAGGAGGGCCCCGAGGAGGACACAACAACAUGAACGACAUGUCCAAGAGGCCGGUGUGUCGUCACUUCAUGAUGAAGGGAAGCUGCAGGUACGAGAGCAACUGUGCGUUCUACCACCCCGGUGUCAACGGCCCCCCGCUGCCCCCCAACCACCCCGCCAACAACCAGCACAACCAGCACAACCAGCACAACCAGCACCCGCAGCACGGACACUAGACGACCUGCUGCCAACACGGGAACAACUGUGUGACCUGCUGACCUCUGGAAGAGCCGUUCUCUGAUCAAACCACUGCAGGAAGUCGUGUCUGAGCGUCAGUCGACAGGUGACCUCACCUGAGAGAACAAAACACAGAGACAGUGACGUGAGACGAUCACUGAAGGGACUGUGUUUUUAUUCUGAUCAUUUUUAAUCGUGAGACUGAAACUAGCCACCACACGUGACCACUGUGUUGCUGCAGCUCGCUGCCUCUCUGCUCCGUCACUGUCCAUGAACAUGGUCGACCCUCCUCCUCCUCCUCCUCCUCCUCCUCCUCCUGCUGCUCUUCCUCCUCCUCCUCCUCCUCCUCCUCCUCCU